Messenger RNA from Blastomyces gilchristii SLH14081, 1743 nucleotides. Its product is annotated as serine/threonine protein kinase. Bases 1 to 1482 code for a protein of 493 amino acids. Lineage: Eukaryota; Fungi; Ascomycota; Eurotiomycetes; Onygenales; Ajellomycetaceae. The transcript has 5 exons. Gene Ontology annotation, cellular component: nucleus; cytoplasm. The record is from RefSeq and is a predicted model, not a curated record. Gene Ontology annotation, biological process: protein phosphorylation; intracellular signal transduction. Gene Ontology annotation, molecular function: ATP binding; protein serine/threonine kinase activity.
AUGGACAAAACCUUUUGUGUAUCACAUUCAGUAAACGGCACUAAACUCGACAGUACUCCCAAGAAGCAGAUCACCGCUCUAAUCAACCAAGACACUUCAAACACCGAUUCCGGUUCUAGUCACUUGGAAGAUGGCCGUAGCCGAUCUCUGGUACAGCCUCAAGCUUAUUUCCGCUGGCCAUACUAUCUUUUUGCCCUGUUGCCUUUUGGCCGAGUCAAUCUUCUCUCCAGCAUGUGUUGCGAGCACAAACACAAUGUCGUCUUUCCCGCGAACAUAGCCAUGGCUAGCGACAUGGUCUCUCGGAUGGGGUUUGUCGCUGCAGAGGCAAUACUUUGGAGCUUUGGGGAACAACUAGAUAGGGAAGUCGAGGCACUGGGCCAUCUCCUAGAGGUCAUGCAGUAUGCAUAUCAACUUGAUCAUGGUAUCAAAUCCUGGCGGGUAUUUUUGACCAUUAUUAGGGCUCCUCAUAUUGGGACAGCAGCGGUGCUUGGUCUUCGACCAAGUAUCCCGGUCAUUUUGCACUUCAGUGCAGGAGUUCGAUUGGACCUUGACGGCGUUGAUGAGGCCCUACAUAGUUCAGACUUUCUAUUACCCGCUCCACCCGCUCCACCCACUGAUCGGUCGCACCUCUCGGGUUGGCUGGCGCGUCCAGGUCAUUGGCUAGUUACGCAACUCGUUCUUGUGGUUGAUUUUGUCCAUGCCCAAGGAAUCGUCCAUGGAGACCUUCACCUUGGCAACAUUCUUCUCAAAGUUCCGCGCAAUUUUGACCAGCUGUCACUCAAUCAAUUAUAUGAGAAAUAUGGAGCACCGGAACUUGACCCAAUUGUUCGUCUAGAUGGCAACCCUCUUCCGCCUGGAGUUCCGUCCCACGGCAUUGCGCCCAUUUGGUUGGGUGAAGCGAGUGAGAAAAUCACACUUUCAGAAGCCAGGAUCCUGCUUACGGACUUUGGUGAAGCCUUUUCCCGCUCAAAAGAACGGAAAUACGAAUCCCACACCCCCCUUGCUAUCCGUUCCCCCGAGGCGCGGUUUGAACCAAACAACUCUCUAUCUUUUCCAUCGGACAUUUGGACUCUUGCCUGUACCAUAUGGUCAAUCGUCGCCCAACGACCAUUGUUUGAAGGGUUUCUCAUGACGGAGGACGACAUGACCCGUGAGCAUGUCGAUGCUCUUGGUAUUUUGCCGCUUGAAUGGUGGAGAAAGUGGGAGGCGCGACGACUGAAAUUUACUGAGGACGGUAAGCCAAUAAACCGCAACCCUUUCCGAUCCUGGGACGAUCGGUUUGAGGAUAGCGUGCAACAGCCCAGGCAAGAGAGUGGCAUACCGUCGUUUGAUGCAAGGGAGAGGGAAGCUUUCUUCGACAUGCUACGUCCGAUGUUCUCAUUCAGACCUGAGAAUCGCCCUACGACCAAGCAAAUUCUCAAGUCAGAAUGGAUGCGAAAAUGGGCUCUCCCUGAAUAUGGCAAAAUUCAAGAUGUUGUAUAAAUUAUUCUGGGAUGGGACUGCAUUAUCAUUUUUAUCCGCCUAUGAGCAUAAAACGACGUUUUUCCAGCGCGUAAAUAGUUGAUCCCUCUACUUAUGUCACUCUGCGCCGUGCUCCUCCUUCAGCAAGAGCCCCUCCCUUGAUUUCUUCACAAAUCAUCUCCCUAAAAGUAGGGCGUGCGCAGCAGGAAGAUUGACCUUGAUAUUCCAUAGGCAAAAGCAUCACCUGCGAGAAGAGAAAUACGCCCUUAACCACCGAAUCAG